AUUUUGGGCCUAACGUUUUCAAUGAAAAUGACGGAUUUGGAAUUGUUACAGGGGAGGUCAGCACUAGCAGUGUUGGCCUCUCUUCUAUGCGUUGCUUUCUGAAUAAUAAUAAAAGCACAUUUGUAUAGCGUCUUUUACCAGCAUCAGCCAGACUCAAGGCGCUUUACAGAUAACAUCAGAUUCAGAGUCUGCAGUGGGAAAAAGAAGCAGAGGUCAAAGGAAUCAGCACUUGCCGAACUACAGGCAAAACGCAGAAAAAUUGUAGGGGUGCGUUAAAGGAUUUCGAAAGUGACGGCACAUAUCUUCAUGGAGGUUUUUCAAAAUUGUAUUAUUUUUCUUACGUCAGAGGAUAUGAGAAAUCUUUAUUCAGUAACAGGCAUUAAUGACCCAGAGAGACGAGGUCAAAGGGCGGACAACAGCACCAUUAGUGCAAUGUAUGGAUUUUACACAUCAAACUUUGCUGUCCUUAGGAACAAAAGAGGCUUUUGCUUACGUAGAAGCACAGUGUGCGUAAUGCUGUGGCGGUAGCUUCUCAAAAAGCAGGUUCUGCCCAUUCACAGCCUCGUCAGUCGUCAUUCUAACUUAGUCUGGGUCAAGUGAAGUAACUUCCGGACCAUUUAACCUCCGGACACCAGCGGACGUUUCCCACGGACAAAGGAUCUGUGUUCACGUAGUGUUCACGUGCAACGCCUUUUAGAAAUCAACCUUCUACGUCACGGUCAAGAAUAGAUCUCUCAACGCCUACCUGCUCAUCCGGCGCGUGGGACAGUUCGCCAGCAUCGUCCUGGGAAAAUGUUGCAGGACACUCCUUGUCUGGUGCGUAUUUAAGGACGUGGACAUUGCAUGGCCUUCCAUCAGCUUCAGCUGCAGCGACAGAGAGCAAGUGAAGAAGGCUCGGGCCGAGAACAGCAAACUAGUCGACAACGAUCUUCAGGAACGCUGGGAAGCUUUCUAAACAUGAAACCUGUUCUUCUGCUCACGGCAUUGACAGCUCUAGCUGUGAAAGCAGUCUGGACGCUGCCUUUGGACGCCUGUGGUGGCAAGCCCGCCGACCUCGUGUUCAUUGUGGACUCGUCCUCAUCGAUCUGGCCAAAGCACUUUCGGGAACACGUACUGACCUUUCUGCACGAGGUGAUUGACAUGCUGGAUGUCGGCCCACACGAGAUGCAGACUCGAGUAGGGGCCGUGACCUUCAGCGACCAAGUCUACCUGGAGUUCUACCUCAAACGAUUCAUGGACAAAGAGCAACUGCUGGAGCGUGUCAAGCAGAUACGGUAUAGAGGCGGAAACACUGACACUCACGAAGCCAUUCAGUUUGUCGACCGGAGCCUCUUCCGCCCGGAGAACGGUGGGCGCAGUGACGUCACACGCAUGGUCGUCAUCAUCACGGACGGCGAGUCGCGCAUGGCCAAGGAGACAGUGGCUGCUGCCGAGUCACUGAAGAGCAAGAACGUCACGGUGUUCGCCAUCGGGGUAGGCAACCAGAUUGAUGUUGCUGAGUUGAGGGCCAUGGCCAGCCAGCCUAGUUCCGAGUUCGUCUUCGAGGUGACCAACUUUCAGGCUCUCAGCGGCAUCAAGAAGGAACUUGUCACUAGAACGUGUAAAGUUCAAGCUAGUACAACCACCCCAGCUGCUACUACCACCACUACAUUAACGACAACAACCCAAGCUCUACUACAACAACUACAACUCCAACCACAACGACGACCAUUCCAACAACUACAACUCCAACCACAACGACGACCAUUCUACAACAACUACAACAACUACUCCCACAACAAUGACCACUACAUCUACAUCAGAGACCACCGAGUGCUCUGGAGAACCUGCAUCAACCGUCCAGCUGAUGUUUACUUCGUGCUCGACUCCUCCAGCAGCAUCUGGGUUCACGAUUUCGAAACGAGCAUGCUGCAGUUCGUGCGCAACGUCAUCGACAUCUACGACAUCGGCGCCGACAGGACUCGCGUGGGCAUCAUCACCUUCAGCGACAAACCCCGCACGGUCUUCGGCCUCGAAGCGCACGUGCAAAAAGAGGAACUGCUGAAGGCCGUGAACAGCAAGAGUGUUAAGUACGAGCCAGGGCUGACGUACACAGCCGAGGCCCUGCAGACGGCACGCAUGAACUUGUUCCAAGAAGGGCGCCAGAACGCCGACCACGUCCUCAUCCUCAUCACCGACGGGCAGUCUAAGGACCCCAACGCUACUCUAAUGACAGCACACGCAGCGCACGAGGACGGAGUCACGGUCUUUACAGUAGGCGUGGGCAGUGGAGUGGACGUUGGUGAGCUGCACGGCGUAGCCUCCAAGCCUAGCGAGGACUUUACCUUCAUGGUCGACGACUUCAAGGGCCUGGACUCAUACAAGGCUAUCCUCGCUGCCCGCACUUGCGGCGCCAACGCCACCCUGGUACCACCUGUGAGACCACCCGUGAACUCUUCCCACACCUGCAAGAUGAAUCAUGCCGACAUCAUUUUCGCGUACGACUGGAGCAUGCUGGGAGGCGUCGUGUCGACUCAGAUCAUUUCCACUAUUCAUCGCGUUUCCGCUACUUUUGAUGUUAUGGCCGCUGAUGUCACCUUUGGAUCCGUGACGUCAUCACAGUGCGUGGAACAAUACAACAUGCGGCUGUCCGAGUCGCUGGAACUGAGCAAGCAGGUGCGAAGCGUUGUCCGCACCCAGCAGUCGCAGAUGACCAGCGUGCUUAAGAAUCUUCGCAUCAGCGGCUUCUCGGUACAGAACGGGCACCGCGUCACGGCCAAGAAGGUCGCGAUCAUCGUUCUGGACGCGGGCAGCACCAACAAACUGGCCCUGGUUGCAAGCGAGGCUGCUCGCAUGCGCAGCGAUGACAUCGAAGUUUUCGUCAUCACGUCCGGCCGACAAGGCGGCCAGUUGGUCAACGACAUUGUGUCCGAGCCCAAAGAUCACCACAUCAUUCAGCUUCCUGGCCUGGAUUUCUCCAACCACGCCUACGCUAGCGACAAGAUUGUGGAGUUUUUGUGCGGAGAUAACAGUGCCUGGCUGUAAAGACUUCAUCUGUUACUUCCCUCAUGGAGGAAAGUGUUUUCCGUCCUUGUGUCAAACACGACGCUGUGUACAAGGGUCAGCUGUUCGAUUCUGAUGCGCCAGCGCGUCUUUCCCG
Pomacea canaliculata is the source of this 3139-nucleotide messenger RNA. RefSeq names its product collagen alpha-4(VI) chain-like. Bases 844 to 3024 code for a protein of 726 amino acids. The transcript has 9 exons. NCBI's taxonomy places the organism in Eukaryota, Metazoa, Mollusca, Gastropoda, Architaenioglossa, Ampullariidae. The record is from RefSeq and is a predicted model, not a curated record.